GUCACAGUGGAUGGCCAAAUGAUAAUUUGUUUGUUUAAUUACGCUAUCUAUGGGGACCAUGUUUGCUCGAUACCCACUGGGGCACUAUUGUAUCAAGAACCUACAUAGCAGCAGACGUGCCCUGAGCAACAAACUCCGCAAAGGGCUGGGAAUUGCAUUCAUUGCACAGGAGACUCACAAACUCGGUGGCUUUUCCUUUCAUUUUUACUUUCAUACAAUGAGUGAAACGGCCAAUAAGGAAGUUGAAGAUACAAGCGGUCAUGACAGCCAUGCUAUGAAGCGCACACAAACGCAAGCCGAACUUCCAACCCGUCGACAGCGUAAACGUAAAGCAGGCGAUUUCCGUGAUAAAAAUGAUCUCGGCGAUGUCGAAUAUUAUUUCGAACAUGGAUUACGGAAGGUUCGACCUUAUUAUUUCGAGUACAAGGCCUACGCCAAAGGUCGCUGGCUCGGUCGCACGAUCUUGGAGGUCUUUAGUCAGGAAUUUCGCGAUCGCAGUGAAAAGUAUUAUCGUUAUGCGAUUGAAAACGGACUAAUCACCAUCAAUGAUUUGCCGGUCACUGUGAAUACCAUUGUCAAGAAUAGUGAUGUGAUUUCACAUAAAAUUCAUCGACAUGAACCUCCCUGUUCUGAUAAGCCGGUUAAAAUCGUUUACGAAGACAAAGAUCUAUAUGUUAUCGAUAAACCUGGUGGUAUCCCUGUCCAUCCAUCGGGACGAUAUCGUCACAAUACUGUCCUUCACGUUCUGCGGCGCCAGCAUAAUAUACCAAAACUCUAUCCUGCCAAUCGACUGGACCGUUUAACAUCCGGGCUGAUGCUUAUUGCGCUGAACGGUCAGCGCGCCAAAUCAUUGGAAGAAGAAAUGUCUGCAGGCCAGAUUCGAAAAGAAUACGUUUGCCGGGUCGUUGGUGAAUUUCCAGAGGAAGAGAUCAUAUGUGAUCAACCCAUCAAAACCAUCUCCUUCAAGUUAUCCAUGAACUAUGUUCAUGAAGACGGUAAACCGUGUAAGACAAUUUUCCAGCGAAUUAGCUACAAUGGCACCACCAGUGUCGUCCGGUGUAAGCCCAUAACUGGCCGUACUCAUCAAAUCCGAGUUCAUCUACGAUACCUUGGCUAUCCGAUUGCUAAUGACCCGCUGUAUGGAAAUCGCUCCCUAUGGUCACCUAUGCUUCCCAUGAAACAAUCCAUGACCGAUGAGGAAGCCGAGCUCUUAGUCAAGAAACAACUGGAGGCAUCGCAAUACGAAUCUGGAAUUUGGGGCGAUGAAGGGGACGGAAUCGGUGGUCAAGUUCCCCUAACAGCUGAACCUGAGCAGAAUGAAGCAGCCGGCAAGGAGAAAGUGCCGCUCGAUAAAUGUGAACAGUGCAGUGUCAGCUUAUUGCCUGAUCCAAAACCUGAAGAUCUUUAUAUCUGGCUGCAUGCUUGGCGCUACGCAGGAAAUGGAUGGAGCUACGAAACUGAACUCCCAGAGUGGGCAAGAGAAGAUUUCGAUCCCAAAUAGAUCAUACAAAGUCAACAUUACUUUAAUUCAUCACCAUUGUGUAUAAUACAGGCCUAGAUGAUGGCUAUUUUGUCGUACUGUAUAUACUUAUGAAAACCAGGGUUGCUAUCGAAAACGAGUAAUACAAUAGUGACUUGUAUGGCUGUUCUCCAGGAACAUGCCAAGAGCGU
Radiomyces spectabilis is the source of this 1671-nucleotide messenger RNA. Its product is annotated as pseudouridine synthase. The transcript is spliced from 6 exons. Lineage: Eukaryota; Fungi; Mucoromycota; Mucoromycetes; Mucorales; Radiomycetaceae. Bases 50 to 1501 code for a protein of 483 amino acids. The record is from RefSeq and is a predicted model, not a curated record. Gene Ontology annotation, biological process: pseudouridine synthesis. Gene Ontology annotation, molecular function: RNA binding; pseudouridine synthase activity.